CCAGCGGUGAGUUUAGUUGAGCCUUACCCAUCGAGGAUGUCGGACUGAGAAACCCGCGCGAGACAAAUGUGCCACGAAGUGUUUUGCCAGACAAAAGAGAAGAUCCCGAGAACUUCACACAUAUCUGAGAGAGAGUGUAUGUGUGUGCGCGUGUGUUCGUGCAAGUAGUUGAUCCAACGGGAGAGUAGCAGAGGAAGAAACGAGAUCGCGGUGCGUUCCGAAUUCCCCGUUUGUCGUUUGGGGUUGGCAAGUUCUGUUAUCAGGUGGAAUCCGUUGGUUGGAAGAAAAUUUGAUUGGAAAUCGAGUUUGACACCUUUGAUCCUGUUGUGUUAAGGGAAUGUUAGCAGCUCGAACGAAGCGAAGAAGUGGAAAGUGAAGUUUUGGUUGAAGAAGGAGAGGAGAUCUGCUGGGGGAAAUAGAGGUCGCUGUGGAGCUGCUUUUAGUGGGAUUCCCGUUUAUUCAAGAAUCGGCCACAAAUGAUCGCCAGUGCAAGAAUAACCUGAAUUCGGUGAAGAUCGCUGUGCAUUAGAACGUCUAGUAGUAGAUUUCAAGUGACCGCAGGCUCCCUGCAGUGAGCGAGUUUGUGCCUUUUUGUGUGUGUAGUUGUAGAGAAAGUACCCUAGAAAACCCGACGACGUAACCAACUCCGGAGCCAAGAUGCCCUGUAGUGCAGUAACGCUGUCUCUCGCGACGAUAUCCGCCAUUAUUGCCGUUGCCCUGCUGGCAAUCGCCUUCUCCACAGAUAAUUGGCUCAGCUACGAAGUGAAGCGGAAUAACAUACAGACAUUUAUAGCAAAGCAUCCAGAUGGGGCGUCACUCACCGAAUCGUUCAACAACAGGCUCGUCUACUACACCCGGACGCGUGGAUUGUUCCGGUACUGCUACCCGAAGGAGAAGCCUCCAGCGUCAUCUGUUCACAUCUACCUCUCCCCGGUAGAGACCCACUGCUCCAACAUUGACUACUUCCCUCAGACCGAGGAGGACAAGGCGUCUCCAGGCUUCAACGAGGACAUCAUGGCUCGUCUGCAUUUGGCCCGUUCCGUCAUUGCCGCCUUAAUUCUCAGCUUCGUUGCCAUCUUCUGUGCCUUCUGGACCGGGCUGUCCGGCUGCUGGAAACGAUCGGCCGGUGCCAUCACGGCGACGGCGAUCCUGAUGCUGACGGCUUGUCUGCUCGCGGCCGGUGCCAUGGGACUGUGGCACACGGUCGAGUUCUUCGAGAAGGAAAAGGUCGUCGGCGACGAUUACUACCAGAGCUGGACCACGGUCCUCCGUGACAACACCCGCAUCUCGUACGACUGGUCCUACAUCGUGGCCUGGGCCGGGGUGGCGUCCAGUUUGCUGGCUUCGAUCCUCCUGUCCGGCGCCGCCGUCUGCCUACGGGGCGAACGCGAAAAGGAAGAGCAACUGAACCUGCAAUACCUGAUGCCAGUGUAUCCUCAAAAGCAGCCUCCCUACCCCUAUGGUGGUUUCCCUCAGCCUCAGCUCUACCCGCAGCCAUACUAUCACGGAUCGCAGUACGGACCGUACAACUACUAAAAUUACAUAGACACACGCAAAAACAAACAAAUGCAAUUUUUGGGUAAAAUUUUCAACGUCAGACUCCUCUCUUUGAAUAGUCUUUUAGAAAAAAUGGAAGCAACGCUCGAGAAUUCGAAGUUUAGUGAGACCGCGAUUGAGCCGAGAUAGGGAUAAAGCGUUUAACAUUUAAAUUUUUUACUCGAGUCUCCUCAAUCCCUGUCCCCCAUUCCGUCAGCGAUCGCGCGACCCCUUUUUAAACCCCCUCAAUCUAAAAACCUAGACACCUAGUAGGUACUACUCUCGCUUCCAGUUUUCGCUUAUGUUCUAUCGCAACUGUAGAAUAACUCUGAGACGGCGACGGCGAGAGCCACAACAAAACAAAAACUGCGCUGCCGCGAUCUGUACCCUGUAAAUCGGAACCCACUUCUACGUAGGAAACGUCUUCCCCCUGGUUUGCAUUUCUUUUUAACCAACUGUGUGUAGAACUUGAUUUCCGAAAAAAAAAAACAACUUACAAAAACCGUGACAAGAAAUCCUUUCUCUUCCACUUUCAAACUGUUCUGUUUUCUUCCAUUAAUACAUUUUAUAUAUUAUACACAAAACAAACUUAACGACAAUCUCAGCUGUCUCCGGUGUCAUUCUUUCGUGUGUGAGACUACUCUAUUUUGUUCGUAUUUUUAAUUUUACGUCAGCUACUUUUAAGUUUAGAGAGAGAGACAUUUGCUAUUUUUUUUUAAUCAAGAGAAAUUUGACAGGACAAUAAGACAACGCGCUGCUAGACUGUAAGUGAUGAAGCUCUUGCUUGAAAAUGAUGAUGAUUUUUUUUUUGUUUUCGUGAAAAGCAGGUGUUGCAGAAAAACAUGCGUAAUGCUCGUUUGUAUUAUGUAUAGAAGAUAAUUUAAUACUACGAUGUAAGGAAAACAGAAAAAUAUAUUUUAGUUAUAAACCGA
This is a messenger RNA of Ochlerotatus camptorhynchus, 2468 nucleotides long. RefSeq names its product transmembrane protein 235. Lineage: Eukaryota; Metazoa; Arthropoda; Insecta; Diptera; Culicidae. The transcript is spliced from 6 exons. The coding region runs from base 658 to 1536 and encodes 292 amino acids. The record is from RefSeq and is a predicted model, not a curated record. Gene Ontology annotation, cellular component: membrane.